AUGACAACGACCACCACCGCGUCGCCCAACGAGGAGCUGCUCCUCAAAGGCACACUCAUUGGGCACAACUCGUGGGUGACACAGAUCGCCACCAACAACCGCUUCCCGGACACCAUACUGUCCUCAUCGCGCGAUAAGACACUCAUCGUCUGGAAACUGCUUCGGGAGGACUCCAACUACGGCAUACCGCAGAAGCGACUCCGAGGACACGGCCACUUCAUCACCGACGUGGUGCUGUCGAUGGACGGACAGUACGCGCUGUCCGGCUCGUGGGAUAAGACGCUGCGGUUGUGGGAUCUGGCGGUCGGUAAGACUACGCGCCGUUUCGAGGACCACACGAAGGACGUGCUGUCCGUGGCGUUCAGCGCCGACAACCGGCAGAUCGUGUCCGGCAGUCGCGACCGGACCAUCAAGUUGUGGAACACUUUGGCUCAAUGCAAGUACACCAUCCAGGAGGAGGGCCAUACCGAUUGGGUCAGUUGUGUCCGCUUCUCCCCCUCCAACUCCAACCCCAUUAUCGUGAGCGCCGGUUGGGAUAAACACGUGAAGGUCUGGAAUCUGACCAAUUGUCGGCUAAAGACCAACCAUAUCGGACACCAGGGAUACCUGAACACCGUUACCGUAUCGCCCGACGGCUCCCUUUGCGCGUCGGGAGGAAAGGACUUUAAGGCGAUGCUGUGGGACUUGAAUGAAGGCAAGCAUUUGUACACUUUGGACCACAACGACAUCAUAAACGCCCUGUGCUUCUCGCCCAACCGCUAUUGGCUGUGUGUGGCGACCGGUCCGUCGAUUAAGAUCUGGGACCUCGAGGGCAAGCAAUUGGUGGACGACCUGAAGCCGGAGGUGAUCUCGACCUCCUCGAAGACUAAGGCCCCGCAGUGCAUAUCCCUGGCCUGGAGUGCCGACGGUAUUACGCUGUUCGCCGGCUAUACCGACCACUUGAUCCGUGUCUGGCAGGUGGUGCCCACCAGUUCCAAGAGCUCGUAAACGUGGAUAUGAUAUGAAUUUUGAAUUUAAUUACAGUAAUUAAUAAUAAGUUAUAAAAAUCAUAUGUAAAGACUGUUUGCCAUGAGA
Oppiella nova is the source of this 1074-nucleotide messenger RNA. Lineage: Eukaryota; Metazoa; Arthropoda; Arachnida; Sarcoptiformes; Oppiidae. The record is from the annotation of a GenBank genome assembly.